AUGGAAACUGUUUUCGGAGUAACUUUCCCUGUGAAGAAAUCGAUGGCUGCAGAGACGCCCCAAUGUGGUAUUGACAAUUCACCUAUUUCCGUAGUCUACGAAGGCUUCGGGAAAAUCCAGACAUAUCCAUGGCUUGGCACUUUAAACUAUCCACUACGUGACAAAUGGUUGUCGACAGUGGUGGUGUUGGUGUCCAAACAAAUGGCUGUCGGCCCGGCGAUCGACAUAGACAAAGUGCCUAAGAUCGAUUUCAGAGCUCAUUCUCGCGUAACGAUAGGAACUAAUUGCAGCGGUGCAGCAGUUCGGGUUAGAAGCUACUCCUUUCAUCCAGAUUACCCCAAGAACACUUUGAGUGCCCCAGCUCUGAUACAGUUGGAAUAUCAUCCUAGAAUGGCAGGAUUCCGAGCGAUAUGCGCGCCGCUGGCCGCGUUCAAUAAUGCACAGUUCUACGCCAUGACACUCCCUAAUGCAUUUAUUUGCGCCAAGCGAGAACAUAACAACUGCAAGAGCGCAGUGAACUUAAAAUGCAAAGCCCACUACGGUGCUUUACUACGGCAUUCGUUCCGGCUAAACAUAGAUAGCGUAUGGCCAUCUUACGCUUUAUGUGCCCGAUCUACUUCCGGCAAGGAGUGUGUGUGGCGGAGUGGAACUGUGCUCGCCAUGAAACAGAAUGGACACUGGAGUUUGGUCGGUAUUGGAGUGCUAGGACCGGGAUGUUCAUCGCCAGCUCGCUUCAUGGAGUACAGUUCAUACCGACCCUGGGUCAGGAACAGUCUUCUCCGAAUCGGAAGACCAACUGUCACCAGAAUCGCUGACAAUCAUUUAGUGUUGAGACGCAGUGUCAGUAGUGUUCAAAGAUAUGGACCGUGUGACCCAGAAGAGACGAAAGCUGAAUUGUACACGGACAGUACUACAAUUCACAAGCUACCUGCUAUUAGAGUCAACAAAGUCAGUUAUAACUUUACAAUAUUUGCAGACGUAGAUUAUUCAUGCGUAGUGUUCAGAGUCGAGAACCGCAAACCAAAGAAGAAAGAAUUGCCGAAAAUAUACCUCCGCCGUUGGUGCACUUCUGACAAGCCUCUGUGCUAUGCAAUGCGAUAUUUACAAGUCGAUUUCUACCUGGAGAUAUACUUCACUGAAUCGAUUACUUAUAUAGCCAAGGUAUACGGCAAAGAAAUUAAAAUUCUCGAUACCAAGAGAGCGCUAGCCUAUUUCAAUUCAAAGAAGACGCUGCCCAAAAUACCAGUGCUGACCACGCCGAAGCCAAAAAUUGCCUCUGUUCUAUAA
Leptosia nina is the source of this 1287-nucleotide messenger RNA. NCBI's taxonomy places the organism in Eukaryota, Metazoa, Arthropoda, Insecta, Lepidoptera, Pieridae. The record is from the annotation of a GenBank genome assembly.